AUGCUUUUCGGUCGUUAUCCUUUCUGUGAUCGAACUCUGGUAGGUUUAUUUAUUAAAAUUGGUCGAUGUCGUCCUGAAAUACCUCGAACAAUAUCAAUAAAAGCACGUUCAUUACUUCGUUCUUUAAUACGAGUUAAACCUAACGAACGUCUUCUAGCACAAGAUAUACUUGGACAUGUUUGGUUUAGUGGUGAUAGAGAUACAUCAACAAUAUCAAUGAAUACAUCAAUAAUAAAUGAUGAAUCAUUAUUAUUUAGUAGCAGCAAUAAUUAUACGAAUAACAGUAAUGAAACGACAACACAAGAAGAUGCUGUCGUGCCAAAUUUUGAAUGUGAAUAG
Rotaria sp. Silwood2 is the source of this 339-nucleotide messenger RNA. Lineage: Eukaryota; Metazoa; Rotifera; Eurotatoria; Philodinida; Philodinidae. The record is from the annotation of a GenBank genome assembly.